UUGAGAGGCCUUGGAAGUCACCGCCUAAUUGUCCACCGUGCGGAUGCGCUGAAGGCUGCCAGCCCAGCCUUCCGCUCCAAACACGCGACAGCAGUCUCGCCGUUGCUGGGUCUAUUUCCGCCAGCUCCUGGAGGGUUGUAUCUGCGGACUGACACACUUGUAGCAGCUGUAGCUGGAGGGGCAUCGUCGGUGGUCGUCCCCGUCUCGGUGGCCGCAUCGGCAGUCUGGCGUCGCCAUCGCGGCGGCCGCAGCCGCGCGCCAUGGACCGGCGGCUGGUGGCCGGUGAGCCGCACCACCUGUACGGCGGCGGCGCGGCUGACUACCCCGGCUCCGAGUCGCAGUCGAGCUCGGCCGCCUCCAAGGGGCCCGACUCGAGCAAGGGCUCGCACUCGCCCUCCAAGAGCAUCUGCUCGGCCAGCUCCAGCUCGUCCGAGCGCCUGGCUGCCGAGGCCAAGCCCAAGCCCAAGCCGGCGGCGCGCGAGCAGAGCCAAACGCUGCGCGCCGAGGACCCGCCGCUGGUGCGCGGCGAGACGGUGCAGACGACGGCUCGUGACGUCACCUACCUCUGCCCGUACAGCGGGCCCGUGCGCGGCACGCUCACCGUCACCGACUACAAGAUCUUCUUCCGCGCCGAGAAGGAGAAGUACCUAGAGCUGGACGUGCCGCUGGGCGUUAUCAGCCGCGUGGAGAAGGUGGGCGGCGCCAACACCAGCCGCGACGAGAACUCGUACGGCAUUGAGCUCUUCUGCAAGGACAUGCGCAACCUGCGCUUCGCGCACAAGCAGGAGAACCACUCGCGCCGCAACGUGUUCGAGAAGCUCAAGCAGUACACCUUCCCCACGCCCAACAAGCUGCGCCUGUUCGCCUUCCAGAACGCUGAGACGUACGGCGAGAACGGCUGGAACGUGUACGAGCCCAUCCUGGAGCUGCGCCGGCAGGGCCUGCCCACCGAGUCGUGGCGCAUCACACGACUUAACGACAACUACGACGUGUGCGACAGCUACCCGGCCGUAUGGGCCGUGCCGGCGGCCGCCACCGAUGACGACCUGCGCGCGGUGGCAGCGUUCCGCAGCCGCUGCCGGCUGCCGAUCCUCUCCUGGAUCCACCCCGAGUCGCAGGCGACCAUCACACGCUGCUCGCAGCCGCUGGUCGGCGUGUCGGGCAAGCGUUCGCGCGAGGACGAGGCCUACCUGCAGACCAUCAUCGACGCUAACGCGCAGAGCCACAAGCUGUACAUCAUGGACGCGCGCCCGAGCGUCAACGCCGUCGCCAACAAGGCCAAGGGCGGCGGGUACGAGCUGGACGACUUCUACGAGAACGCCGAGCUCAUCUUCCUCGACAUCCACAACAUCCACGUGAUGCGUGAGUCGCUGCGCAAGCUGAAGGAGAUGCACUUCCCCAACAUCGACGAGCCGCACUACUACAGCAACCUGGAGGCCACCAACUGGCUGGAGCACAUCAAGUGCAUCCUGACAGGCGCGCUCAAGAUCGUCGACAAGGUCGAGUACAACAAGACGUCGGUGGUGGUGCACUGCUCGGACGGCUGGGACCGCACGGCGCAGCUGACGGCCCUAGCUAUGCUGCUCCUCGACCCUUACUACCGGACCAUACGCGGCUUCGAGGUGCUGAUCGAGAAGGAGUGGCUGAGCUUCGGGCACAAGUUCCAGCAGCGCGUAGGUCACGGCGACGACCGCCACUCGGACGCCGACCGCUCGCCCGUCUUCGCCCAGUUCAUCGACUGCGUCUGGCAGGUGAUGCAGCACUUCAGCAACGCCUUCGAGUUCCACGAGGACCUGCUGCUGCAGGUGAUGAAGCACCUCUACUCCAACCUCUUCGGCACGUUCCUCUGCAACAGCGAGCGCGAGCGCGUCAAGGAGGACCUCAAGCGCAACGCCGUCUCGCUGUGGUCAUUCAUCAACUCCAACAUGGAGGAGUACGUGAACCCGCUGUACGCGCCGGAGCUGUACACGGGCGCGCUGUUCCUCAGCCCGUCACUGCGCCAGCUGCGGCCCUGGCUCAACUACUACUGCCAGUGGAACCCGCGCAUGAUGCCACAGGAGCCGGUCCACGUGCGCCAGCGCGAGCUGCUCGUGCUCAAGAAGCAGCUGGCGGCGCGCGUGCAGGAGCUGCAGAAGGAGCUGGAGUCGCGCAGCACGCGCAACCAGCGCGUCACGUCGCCCGUGCCGUCCUAGGUGGCGCUGGCGGCGCGACGGCGCGCCACUGGCGCCGGCGUGAGGGCCGCGGCGUUUGAGGGGAGUGUGUGGCUUGUGAUGCGAGUGAGAGAGAGUGUGCGGCGUGUUAGACGAAUGGAAGGGAGUGUGUGGCACAUGAGACAAAUGGGAGGGAGUGUGUGGCGCGUGAGACGAUUGGGAGGGAGUGUGUCGCGCGUGAGACGGAUGGGAGGGGAGGUGUGUUGUGGGACUGGAUGGGGGCCUGAAGUGUAAGGCAAUGUAGGAAGCUUGUGUAUUCUGUCUUGGGUAAGAUAUCCGUACGGAGCGGCGGUGGUCGUCACGCUCUCACUUACCCUGCUUUUGAGACAAGACACAAAUCACGAAGGUUGUCACGUUUUAUGAUAUGCUUCGUUUGUCAUAGAUGAAAAUGUAUAUGUUCUUGGUCUGUCCCACCCUACUCUCUGGCUGCUUUUUUGAGGUUGGGCUUGUCGAGUCUAUUACAAACAUUUUUCUAAACAACGCGACCAUUCCCGCUCAUUUCCUGGACGUUACGGUUGUGCUUUGUGUGCUUAUAUUAUUAUAAUGCUAAGUUGUUUAUUAUCGAAUCGUUGCUUCUCGUUUGUGCAAGUAUGCUUUCGUGCUCGCGCGUGCUGAGAAAGGUGACCGAUAUCAAUGCAUCCGCAUUACGUAUGGAGUAUCGGGGCAUAACUGCUCAGUUAUGCGUGACGGAAAUGCAAUGACAGUACCAAA
Messenger RNA from Pollicipes pollicipes, 2921 nucleotides. RefSeq names its product phosphatidylinositol-3-phosphate phosphatase (gene mtm). The transcript has 3 exons. Bases 261 to 2192 code for a protein of 643 amino acids. Gene Ontology annotation, molecular function: phosphatidylinositol-3-phosphate phosphatase activity; phosphatidylinositol-3,5-bisphosphate 3-phosphatase activity. NCBI's taxonomy places the organism in Eukaryota, Metazoa, Arthropoda, Thecostraca, Pollicipedomorpha, Pollicipedidae. Gene Ontology annotation, cellular component: membrane; cytoplasm. The record is from RefSeq and is a predicted model, not a curated record. Gene Ontology annotation, biological process: phosphatidylinositol dephosphorylation.